Tribolium castaneum (red flour beetle) is the source of this 3149-nucleotide messenger RNA. It is a transcript of the gene Acsl, whose product is annotated as Acyl-CoA synthetase long-chain. Gene Ontology annotation, biological process: long-chain fatty acid metabolic process; neuron differentiation; long-chain fatty-acyl-CoA metabolic process. The coding region runs from base 145 to 2394 and encodes 749 amino acids. Gene Ontology annotation, cellular component: lipid droplet; endoplasmic reticulum; plasma membrane. The transcript has 10 exons. Gene Ontology annotation, molecular function: palmitoyl-CoA ligase activity. The record is from RefSeq and is a predicted model, not a curated record. Lineage: Eukaryota; Metazoa; Arthropoda; Insecta; Coleoptera; Tenebrionidae.
AAGUCCGGCCGGUUUUAAGUGUCAUGGGUCGUUCCUAGCCACAUUCUUAUCUCUUAUCAUGUGAUAACGGCAGGUUUAAUUGUACGCGAAGUAAGCAAAGUUGGCAGUAGAUUUUCGGAGUGAGUGAAUCCGGCUUCAAAAAAGAUGAUUAAAGAAAAGGAUAUGGAUGGGGUUGGCAUCACGAUGGCCAUCGGGGCCUUGCGGGCCCUGGCCUUCGUGUUCGACGUCCUCACGUUCCCCGUUUACGUCAUACUGCAAAGGCCUUGGCGAGCUCGAGCACUAGGUAGAAGAGUUAAGGCCGUUAUUAUUGCCACUGAGACUGAAUCUGACAACACUGAUGUAAGCAUUGAUAUCAAAGGAAACGAUAAUACUAACAACUCAACCGAACCAUCAGCUAGUGUAAAGGCUAAACCGAUCACACAAGAUACCAAAAGCAUCACCUACCGGUCAACCACCCAGCCGGGUAAAGUCCAUAUCCAACUCGUCCAAGAAAAGAUCGACACCAUGGCAAAAAUGUUCGAUUAUGUUAGUAAAGCCUACCCGAACAAACGCUGUCUAGGUACGAGGGAAAUCCUCGCCGAAGAGGACGAAGUCCAGAAGAACGGACGCGUUUUCAAGAAAUACAAUAUGGGUGAUUACAAGUGGAAGACAUUUUCCGAGGUGAAUAUGUUGGCCACGAAUUUCGGCAAAGGCAUCCGCGAGUUGGGCAACGAACCGGGCCAAAACGUGGCGAUCUUUGCCGAGACGAGAGCCGAGUGGAUGAUCGCAGCACACGGCAUUUUCAAACAAAGCAUUCCAUUGGUUACCAUCUACGCCACGCUCGGCGACGAGGCCAUUGCUCACGGCUUGAACGAAACCGAAGUCACUACGGUUAUAACCAGUUUUGACCUUAUGCCCAAAUUCAAGAAAAUCCUCGCCAUGGUCCCCAAAGUCAAGACGCUCAUCUACAUGGAGGACCAGCUCAAGAAACUCGACGAAAGCGGUUACAAGCAAGGCAUCGAAAUCAUCAAAUUUAGCGAGGUUUUGAAACGGGGGGCCAACUCACAAGUCGUUGAUGUGCCACCGAGAAGCGAGGAUCCCGCGAUUAUUAUGUACACGAGCGGCUCGACUGGUGUCCCGAAAGGCGUUAUCUUGCUUCAUAAGAAUUUGAUCGCGACUUUGAAGGCGUUUUGCGAUUCGACCGAUAUUUACCAGGAUGAUGUCAUGAUCGGGUUCCUGCCAUUGGCCCACGUAUUCGAAUUGUUGGUCGAGAGUGUUUGCUUAUUAACCGGAGUCGCGAUUGGUUAUUCGAGCCCUUUGACGAUGAUUGAUACAGCGAGUAAGAUCAAGAAGGGAACGAAAGGCGAUGCCACUGUUUUGCAUCCGACUUGUAUGACUAGUGUUCCGCUGAUCCUUGACAGGAUAUCGAAGAGUAUUCAGGAGAAAGUUAGCAAAGGGGGGCCGAUGAAGAAGGUUUUGUUCAAAUUCGCCUACGAUUAUAAAGUCAGUUGGCUGAGACGUGGUUAUUCGACUCCGCUGAUCGAUCGGGUUGUUUUCGGGCCGAUUCGGGCCCUUUUAGGCGGCCGAAUGAGACUGAUCUUGUGCGGAGGGGCGCCACUGUCACCCGAGACCCACGAACAAAUGAACGCCUGUCUUUGCGCCACUAUUAUCCAGGGUUAUGGUUUGACCGAAUCGACGUCGUGCGCCACAGUCCAAGAUUUCUAUGAUAAGAUUUACGGGCGCGUGGGGGCCACGACUACAGUAUGUGAUAUUAAGUUAGUUAAUUGGGAAGAAGGGAAUUACCGUGUGACUGAUAAGCCGUUCCCUCGGGGUGAAAUUAUCUUAGGUGGGGAUAACAUUAGCGCCGGCUAUUACAAAUUGUCCAGUAAAACAGACGAAGAUUUCACGGAUGUCGACGGCAGGAGGUGGUUCAGGACCGGCGAUAUCGGGGAAAUCCACCCCGAUGGUGUCGUUAAAAUCAUCGACCGUAAGAAGGACCUCGUUAAGUUGCAAGCCGGUGAAUACGUCAGUUUGGGUAAAGUCGAGGCCCAAUUGAAGACUUGCCCCCUCGUAGACAACAUCUGUGUCUAUGGAGACUCCUCGAAACAGUUCUGCGUGGCGCUUGUUGUGCCCAAUCAGCAACAGUUGAAGGAAUUGGCGGCGAAGAAAGGAGUUGGGUCUUUGUCGUUCGAGGAGUUGUGUCAGUCGCCCGAAAUGGAGAAGGUUGUGAUCGCCGAAUUGAUGGAACACGGGAAGAAAAGUAAAUUGGAGAAAUUCGAACUGCCGGCCGCCGUGAAACUAGUGACGGAGGUGUGGUCGCCCGACAUGGGGCUGGUCACUGCCGCCUUCAAGCUCAAGAGGAAAGAUAUCCAAGAGCGCUAUAAGCACGAAAUCAACCGGAUGUACGCUUCCUGAAAUUCGGCCUGGUUUUAACGUGUGUGUGAUAUUCCAUAAGCAGAUUGUUGAGGACUUGCAUUAAAUUUAGUUUUGUAUAAACAAAGAGUUUGCCUUGUAUAAAGUUAAGGGAGCAGCUUGUAUAUUUUUUAAAACGGUCGGGAGCUCGUAAUGCACUUUCUUCAUACAAUUGUUGCUUAUAGAGCCGGUCUCAGUUUCGUCGGAAACAAUUUUUGUACAUUUUUUUUUACAAAAUGUUAUAAUUUUGUAGCAAUACGAUUGGCUUUUUUCUAGUAAAAUUCGUUUUGUUACGUAUGUUGUUUUUUCGUUGUUGGUUUUUUAAAAGAUGUUGCAAGACUGUAUGUCCGUGUUAUUAAAUACUUGUCAGUUGAUAUACCGUGGUCCAACCGAUAUUUACCGGUAUGCAAUACAAAAGACAAGUACUUAAAAGUUUAGUUUACUUCCGUAAGUUCAACUUUUGUAGUCGUUAUUCUCAUAUUUAUUAUUGUAUUGAGAGGAGUUAUACUAAAUAUGGUGCUGUCAAACUAUUUUUCUUUUGUUAGGUUUUAGUCUAUUUUUUGGGUUGGACAUAUACCUACAAGUACAUCACAAUUCUCUUAUUAUUAGGCGUAGAUAGGAUGUAAUUUCAAUAUUAAAUGCUUUUUUAUAAUGUAUUAUUAUUUAUAAUUUACUGUAAUUUAUUAAAUAAAGAAAAUGUGUGAAUGAUGUACUGCAGAGUGUGUCAUGCAAUAGCAUAAUAAAUUUAUAGAAUUUUA